This is a messenger RNA of Osmia lignaria (orchard mason bee), 638 nucleotides long. Its product is annotated as protein FAM32A. NCBI's taxonomy places the organism in Eukaryota, Metazoa, Arthropoda, Insecta, Hymenoptera, Megachilidae. Gene Ontology annotation, cellular component: nucleolus. The record is from RefSeq and is a predicted model, not a curated record.
UCCCGCAGGUUGAUUUGUUGCAGUACGCAGUACGCAGUACGAUACAGCAUAAGCUUGAGAAGAGGUUUUGUGUGUCUAAAAACAGUAUACAUAAUAAAAUAUUUAUCUAAACAUUUAACAUGCCAUCGGCAAACGAUGAGGAUCCUUAUGCGCAUGUAGCAAAAGGACCCUUAAAGCUAAAAAGUGAUCAAUGUGUAAGCAAAAAGAAGAAAAAUAAAGAAGGUAAGAAGAAAAAAUUGGUGGAAGUGACAAAAGUUUUAGAGGAAGAAAAGAAUAAUACAGUGGAAGUUAAACGAACGAAAGCCGAAUUAGCUUUUCAAACGAUGCAAGAGAAAAUGCAAACUGAAAGAAUAAAACAAAAGGCUUCCAUGACACAUAAACAACGGGUAGAGGAAUUUAAUAGACAUUUGGAUAGUUUAACAGAACACUUUGAUAUACCCAAAGUCAGUUGGACAAAAUAAAUUGUUUGCACCUUUUCUUAUUUUAUAUUUUAUUCAUACAUGCAUAAUAUAAAUAUAAAUAGUAUAAAAUUAAAUGUAAUCUUAUAUAAAAUUGUACUUUAUUACAAAAAUUUGUAAAAAAAAGUAUAAUUAAACUUUAGAUCUCUAUAUAAUAUAGCAAUUUUAAAAUGUAUGAGA